CCCGAGGCGGGGUCCGUGGCGGCGGUGCUGGGCGCGCUGGCGGGCACCGGCAACAGCGCCAUCUCCACCUUUGAGCUGCUCAACAGCGGCGCGGUGGCGGCGCUGCGGCGGUACCUGCAGGGCGCUGACCUGGCAGACACGCCAGACAGGCAGCACCUGCUGCUGCAGCGCCUGGGCGAGUUCGCAGCCGCGGCGGUGCCCCCCGGCAGCGGCAGCGAGCCGCCGCUGGGCCUGCUGGUGGGCAAGCUGCUGGGCGCGCUGGCGGCCAGCGAGAAGUUUGCGGUACAGCUCAACCCCAUCACCACGCCCCCCUCCCUGGGAUCCGUGUACGGCGGCGUGUACUACCGUUCCGCAGGCGGCGGCGGGGGAGCACGCGGCGGCGCCGCCGCCGCCAGCGGCAGCCUGACGGCGGGCCUGUCGGCGCUGAGCAGCCCGCUGAAGAUGCGGCUGAGCCGCGCCGGCGACGAGCCCGGCCUGCGCGACUAUUCCGCCAACAUGGUGCUCAUAGAGCCGCUGGCCAGCAUGAGCCAGAUCGAGGAGUUUCUGUGGCCGCUCGCCUGCGGCUGCGAGUCUCUGGUCAUGGGCAGCCGUGGCCUGGGCCUGAGCAAGAAGGCCAUCAUGGGGCUGCUGGGCGUGGGGUCCGUCUCCGACUAUGUCUUGAGGAAUGCGCCCUGCAAUGUCGUCCUGUUCAAGGACAAGCCCGCGGCGUGA
Chlorella variabilis is the source of this 711-nucleotide messenger RNA. RefSeq lists its product as hypothetical. NCBI's taxonomy places the organism in Eukaryota, Viridiplantae, Chlorophyta, Trebouxiophyceae, Chlorellales, Chlorellaceae. The record is from RefSeq and is a predicted model, not a curated record. The annotation marks the transcript as partial. The transcript has 5 exons. Gene Ontology annotation, biological process: protein polyubiquitination; proteasome-mediated ubiquitin-dependent protein catabolic process. Gene Ontology annotation, molecular function: ubiquitin protein ligase activity.